Molecule: messenger RNA, 1590 nt
Organism: Alternaria atra
Lineage: Eukaryota; Fungi; Ascomycota; Dothideomycetes; Pleosporales; Pleosporaceae
Exons: 5
Coding region: 1-1590 (529 amino acids)
Biological process (GO): transmembrane transport; carbohydrate transport
Cellular component (GO): membrane
Molecular function (GO): carbohydrate:proton symporter activity
Source: RefSeq, a predicted model, not a curated record
AUGAGUCCCCAUUUCAAGCGUCCCAACCAGGCCGCUGUGGUCGAGGCACAGGAAGCUGCGCCUGUGCUUCCAUCGGUAUCAUGGAGCAAGUCACCCAACAUGCGCAAGCUCUACUUUUACUGCAUGGUUCUUUGCGUCUGCUCGGCCACCACCGGUUACGAUGGAUCUCUCAUGAACACUUCUCAGAUUCUUAACUCAUGGAAGGAGACCAUGGACUACCCUACGGAGGAUACUUUGGGUCGCCUCAGCGCCAUGUACUCGAUCGGUUCCAUCGUUUCUCUCCCCGUUGUACCUUGGCUCAGCGAUAAGUUUGGGCGCAAAACUCCCAUCACUAUCGGUUGUGUUAUUAUGGUCAUUGCCGCCGCCGUUCAGGCCGCCUCCAUGAGCCGCCCACAAUACGAGGGUGGACGUUUCUUCAUGGGUUUCGGCAACUCCAUGGCUCAACUCUCCUGCCCUAUGCUUAUCACCGAAAUCGCGCAUCCUCAACAUCGUGCUAGGAUCACUACCAUCUACAACUGCUUGUGGAAUCUUGGUGCCCUGAUCUGUGGUUGGUUGGCUUUUGGCACACAGCACAUCCCCAACUCCUGGUCCUGGAGAAUCCCAACCCUCAUCCAAGGUGUCUUCUCCAUCAUCCAGCUCACGUUCAUCUGGUGGAUCCCUGAGUCCCCACGUUGGUUGCUGUCCAAGGACAGGAACGACGAGGCGCUCCGCAUGCUUGCCCACUACCACGCCGACGGCAACGAUAGCGAUUCUACCGUCAUGUUCGAGUAUGCUGAAAUGAAGGAGACUAUCCGCAUUGAGUUCUUGCACCAGAAGACCUCCUCCUACAUGGACUUCAUCAGGACCAAGGGUAAUCGCAAGCGACUGAUGAUGAUCGUCUCUCUCGGACUCUUCUCUCAGUGGUCUGGCAAUGCCCUCAUCAGCUACUACGCUGCUAUCAUCUACAAGGGUGCCGGUAUCACUAGCCAGACUGAUCAGCUGGGUUUGGACGCCGGAAACAAGGUCCUCUCUCUGUUUGUCUCAAUCUCAUGCGCUCUGUUGGUCGACCGUAUUGGUAGACGCCCUCUUUUCCUCGCUGCCACCGCCGGUAUGCUUCUCUUCUUGGUUUGCGCUACUAUCACUGGUGAGCAAUACGCCGUGAAAGAUACCAUUGGCAUUGGCUACGCCAACAUUGUCUUUGUCUGGCUGCACGGUGUCGCCUACGCUCUGGCCUGGUCUGGUCUUCUGGUUGCCUACACCGUCGAGAUUCUGCCCUACAAGCUCCGCGCCAAGGGUGUAUUCAUCAUGAACAUCUCCGUUCAAGUCGCCCUCACGAUCAACAACUACGUGAACCCCAUCCCCAUCUCUGAGGGUGGCGGCUGGUACGGUGAGAACUGGAAGCUGUUUGCCUGCUACUCCGGCUGGGUUCUCCUCGAAUUGAUCUGGGUUUACUACUUCUACGUCGAGACUCGUGGUCCUACUCUCGAAGAGAUUGCCCGCAUCUUUGACGGCGACGACGCAGAAGUUGCUGACAUUGACAUUGACGGCAAGGGCUUGGGCAACCGCAAUGGUAGCAUCAAGGAGGCUCAGGUCCAUAUCGAGAAGGCAUAA